This is a messenger RNA of Mytilus californianus (California mussel), 2994 nucleotides long. RefSeq lists its product as uncharacterized. The transcript is spliced from 4 exons. NCBI's taxonomy places the organism in Eukaryota, Metazoa, Mollusca, Bivalvia, Mytilida, Mytilidae. Bases 219 to 2216 code for a protein of 665 amino acids. The record is from RefSeq and is a predicted model, not a curated record.
UUGAAACAUUGUUCAGCCUAUGACACGAGCUUACGUGUCCCCAAAAAAAGGAUCAAACAUAUCAUAUCUGCUAACGAGUAGAAACAUUACUUGUAUAUGUUCGUGUGUAUGUGUUUCAAUUUUCACUUUGGAAAAAAGACAUAAAAUAUGCAACGUAAGUACUAAUGAGCUUGGUGUUCAACAUAUGGUAGAAGUUAAAAAAAAGAAAAGAAGAAGGAAUGGAAGAAGCAAAUGAAGAAGGAGGUACUGAAAACGACGAUGAAAAAGAUAGAACCUGGUUAUAUGAAGUCCUUGAUAGUAUUGGAGCGAAUGAUGAGUAUAGGAAGACUUUUCAACGAAGUGGCAUUACGUUUGAGAUUAUUUGUACUUUUGGAUCCGAAAAUGAAAAGAUGGCCAAUUAUGGAGUUGGAGGUAAAUUGGAAGGUAUAUUAACACCAGGUGUUAAAACUGACUUUGAUGCUAUUUCAUGUGAUGACAAUGUUAUUGUCAUCGAGGACAUAUCAAAAGCUGUUCAAACCCGAUAUUCAUUAUUAAUCAUUAGAGAUCCUCGUACACAUGCUGGGUAUGAUAAAUUACAAAUCGUAAGGGGAAAAGUACCAGGAACAAUUACCGAUUUGUCUUUUUAUGACAGUAAAUUUAAAGGUUUGUUCGAAGUUGAUGAAUAUAAGCGAAUACUUCUGACUGAGAUUAUCAAUGAACAUAAAAAUAACAAACCUCAUAUGUCAAGACCCAAGAAUAAGCCUGCUGCAACCAUUGUAAAUUAUAAUGGUAUGAGUAUUGAUGUAGUCACCUAUUACAGGUCCAAACAGUGGCCUGUAGAGGCACGUGAAUGGCUGACCCGAAAGAGAUGCAAUGGAUGGCCAACAAAAGAUGUGAUUAAUGAGCUGAAAUCGCUUGGGUAUUUUCUUGUGAGAAAAGGUCAUGUUUUGUCUACCGAACAAAAUUUCGAAUGGAGAAUAUCUCUCACAUUACAAGAACGGAAUCUAAUAUUCGAUCUUACAGAUAUUCAAUUUAAAUGUUAUGUUGUUCUUAAAAUGUUAAAUCGUGAUAUUAUUAAUCAUGGUAAUGUGGAAUGUAUAACUACAUACCAUUGGAAGACAUGUUUAUUUUAUGUGAUAGAAGAGAAUAAUUUGGAUGUUUGGCGAAAAACUAAUCUUUUUCAAUGUGUUAAGCUGUGUACUACGCAAAUGUUAGAUUGGGUAAGACAAGGUUUCUGCCCUAACUACUUUAUUCUCAGUGAAAAUAUGUUUGAUGGAAAGUUACCUCACGAUUUGAGAACAGUGUCAGAAAACAAAUUAGUUAAACUUUUAGGUGACGGAUUUUGUUUUUUGAAGCAUGUAAAAUCUGACAAUAUACGUGACUAUUUCGAAGCACGGAGGUCUCCCGAAUUGUUCCAAAGUCUUCGGAGAGAUAGCAUUAAGGCAUAUAAAGACGUAAUAUACAAGACGAACAUACAAAUUGUCGAAGCUGCAAUGUAUGAAUUUUGUCUAUAUCUGACCAAUGAAAAACGUCCAAAUUUGAUUGAACUUCUUUGGCGAAUGUUAGCUCUUAUUCAACAAAAAGACCAUACUACUGAGCACACAACAGAAGAAACAAGACGUUCUCUAUUGCUAUUAACACCUUUUAUCUACAUGAGCUUGGCUAGUAAUAUUUCUGCAAUGUGUAUCCGUCAACCGAAUAUUCAGGGUCGCAAUUUCCUUUUGUUAGGAUCUUUUAUAUAUUUCUUUAAAGGUGGUUUAACUGGAUAUCUGAAGUUUAUAUAUGUGUUGUACGCUCUUGGUUGUUAUAAAGAAUGUGAAUGGUUCUUAGUUCAAAUCGACGAAGAAACAAUAAAAAAUAGUCGGUCUUACUGUAUUGGCCAUAGUUAUGAUAGUAUAUACGCUGUAAUAUCUCCAAAAGUUGUAAAUAUAAUUGGCAUUUCACAAUUAAGUAGAUCUACAUGUGUUUCAUUUAUGCCAACUGAACUUCCAAUUAUUCCUGACGCUGUGAAGUUUGAAGUGUUCAAGUACUCCACUAUUCCAUUAAUGAAAAGCGAAAGAGAAGUCCCUAAAACGCCUUGGUGUUAUGGAGCUGUUGUUGACAGGAAUAUUUACUAUUGCCUGCUCAGGUUCUUAAUAAAACUGAAAUUUAAGGGGGUCAAUUUGUCCGCGGACGAUAUACUUAAUAUUUAUCAAAUUGAAGAUUUAAGAAAUGUUCGGCAUCCUGAAGUAGCCUAAUAUGAUGGCUUGGAGUUACUUCACUGUUGGGUUGACACCUUUAGCGCUAGAAACAUUAACAAUGUCAUGGAAUCCGUUGUGUUAUUUAAAUGCAUUUUUGCUGGUUAAUAACAGUGAAAUUAAUUAUAAAAAUAACCAAUCAAAUGCAUCAAUCUUGCAUGCGUUGGUUAUAUUGUACAACACUUGGUUUACCAGAAAGUCAUCCAGGUUCAAUUUCUGCUUUCGGUGUUUUUUGCGUAGUAAUACAAACCUUAAAACAUGUAGCAAUUGCAAAACAGCCACAUAUUGUUCCGAAAAAUGUCAAGCAAUAAAUUUGAAGAUUCAUGAGGCUGUUUGUAAAGAUGUGAGAAAGUAUCUUUAUGUCUGACUUUUCCAUAUCUAUUAUCAAGUACAACUAACAUGACCAAAGUGUUUUAUCGUUUAAACAAAAUAUCAAGCAUGUAUCGAAUUUUCUUGUGUAUGUUAUUGAAGGAAUUUCUGAAUUUCAACAAUUUAAAGCAAGGUCAUUUAACUAAAUUUAAAUUAAAUGUGGAUUGUAUUGAGCAUUUUACCUUUACAACAAGAAGUAGAGAAAACAAAUAGUACCAUUUUUCAGUUUGUGAACCUGUUCCAGAACCUCAACUAUUGUUGACUAAAUCUCUCUUUUCUUUUCUAAGUUUAUAUAUGUGAACACAACAGUACUAAAUAACUGAUAACUCCACCUAAUUAAAGUUAUCGUACGAUUUCCAAUGAAAAAGUAAAAAAUGUACAAACGCCUUAUUUCAAACUUAUCAUUUCU